AUGUCACUCCCAUCUGUGGCGCGAAUCUGUGUAAAAUUGGAUCUUCUCAAGGAGCAUUCUAUUCGAAUCAGGCUGGGCGUUGAAGCUUCAUCUACGCAAGGGCUUCAACAACAAAAACAUCAAUCAAAAGAUAAACAACCAGUAGAGCAAGAUUUGCACAACUCGGAUUUGCACAACUCGGCGCUGAAAACAGGUGAAAAACCUUCGGAAACUCAAAUUCUGGAGGAAAAUCCGCCCUUACCUGAUGUUGCGCCGGUCAAUCCUGUUGCAAACCCGGUUGUGCAGGUUAUCCCUGAAGUUGCGCAGGUCACUGGAAUUGAGCCGGUCAACGCUGAAGAAGAUCAUCCUCUGGAAGGUUGCCUAGCCAUGGUUGUCGCGAAGGUUGCUUCGAAAGCUGCUUCCCCAGCAAAGUCUGAUCAGCGGGUAGCUAUCUCCCCAGCGAAGGCUGCUGAUCAACAAGUCUCACGGUCGAUCACAGAAUCAUCCGCGGCCAGCAAGGGCAGGGAAUCAUCGCCGAUGGCUUCAAUUGCAGAGCAUCAACCCCGAGCGAGCCAAACCCUCGCUGUGCAUCAAAUUGAUGCUACCGGCGGUGAUCCGCAGGCAUCAGCUGCUACCGAUGCAAUGGAGUAUUUCCGACUAUGACGAUAAUUAUCUGGUUUAAAACGUUUUUUUAUGGUUUCCUUUCGCGCGUUCAUUGGACAAGAAAUUGAUCGAUGUUGUUCAAAGAAGAAAAAGAAACUCUGGGAUGUGAUGAUGUGAAUAUAUGACGUGAAGACGGAUUAUGAAAAGUUGAAAUGUAUAUCUAUUGCAGAGGAGCAAUUAUUGGCAGAAUAAAGAUGAAGAAGUUGCCUCGGGAGACAAAUCACAAUGACCAAAAUAUUCUUUUGUUCAUCGUUUGUUGAGAUCCGGGUAGAUUGACAAUAAAAACUGAUCCAUUGAAAGAUUCCACUUAAUCCAUUUGUAAAGAUAAUCAUGGUAUACAAAUUUUCAAGUAGAUUGUAG
Molecule: messenger RNA, 1002 nt
Organism: Oldenlandia corymbosa var. corymbosa
Lineage: Eukaryota; Viridiplantae; Streptophyta; Magnoliopsida; Gentianales; Rubiaceae
Source: the annotation of a GenBank genome assembly